Molecule: messenger RNA, 1160 nt
Organism: Tetranychus urticae (two-spotted spider mite)
Lineage: Eukaryota; Metazoa; Arthropoda; Arachnida; Trombidiformes; Tetranychidae
Molecular function (GO): mRNA binding
Source: RefSeq, a predicted model, not a curated record
UGCAAAUUGUCAUCUCGAUAUUGCUUUCAUCAAUGCUUAUCAACUUUGAAAGUAUUUUCUGAUUUCGUUUUUUAAACAAUUUGUUAUUUUUUUGGUUCCUGAUCUAAACGUUCAACUUCUUCAAUCAUAAUGUCUUACCGUGAUUAUAAUCACGAGAUUAUUAAAAAACGUCGACUAGAGGCAGAAAUGGAUAAUUUCAAGAAAGAAAUUAGUAAACCUUUAGCGGCUAGUCAGCCUAAUUUCCCUCCGCCGAUGCCCUCAAAUUCAAUGUUUCAAUUUAUCCCUCAUCAAAUUCAACGACAAGUGCCACCAAUCAAUCGACUCAAUAUGCAUUCAACAGUAGGCUUACCUGCAAACUCUGCAGUUAUUUCUGCUCCAUCCUCAUCUUUGCCUGUAAACAAAAUGUCCAACAUUAAAGGAUUCCAGGCGAUCAAUUCAUUACCAGUUGGAUCUCCCAUUCCAGGAACAUCGACUGCCAAUCCUGGAUAUACCGUUACCCCAAUGGGAUUACCUCCAGGUGUUUCUUUGGCAUCAAUAGCAGCUAAUAACGCAUCAGCCUCUACCAAUUCAGGAUCAGGACCAUCUAAAAAGAGUAAUAAGAAUGCAGAGAAACCUUCUAGUAAAAACAAAAAGUGCUUGAGAGCCGCUGGAGGACAGAUAUGGGAAGAUAACUCACUAGCGGAAUGGGAUCCUGAUGAUUUCCGUUUAUUUGUCGGUGAUUUGGGUAAUGAUGUUACUGAUGAAGUAUUGACACGAGGUUUUAGCAAAUAUCCAUCUUUCGUUAAAGCCAAGGUAAUCAGGGACAAACGAACAAAUAAAUCAAAAGGUUACGGGUUUGUUAGUUUUAAAGACUCAAAUGAUUAUAUCAGAGCAAUGAGGGAAAUGGAUGGAAAAUAUCUGGGUAGUCGUCCAAUAAAGUUACGAAAAUCAACAUGGAAAGAGCGUAGUUUGGAAACCGUGAAGAAGAAGCAAAAAGAAAAGGCGAAAUUUCUUGCAUCUUGAUUAUCUAGUUGAUUAAUUGACCUGAUAAAACACAUGCAAAUGAAACAUAUAUUAACUCUCAUCUUGAUUGUAUAAAUCACUUAUCAUUUAUAAAUAUAGAUCAUCACGACUCAUGGCCGUAAAAUUAAAUAAAGAAGAGACCAGAAAUUAUUUAGUGA